AUGAUCCGAAGACAUCUUGGUCUCCUUUUCGGUGGUCAUCUUUUAUUUCACUGGAUACCCAUUUUCUUUCUGGUAUCUGGUCAAACUGAAGAGGAAAUUUUCACUACCCAACGACGAACCGGAUACGCUUGUGAAGGGUCAAGUUUAACAUUAUCUUGUGGUGAUCCUUACAUAAUAAACUUAAUACGUGCCAAUUUUGGUCGUUUUAGUAUUUCAACAUGUAAUUCCCAAGGAAAUCUUGAAUGGAGUGUAAAUUGUAAAUCACCUGAAUCUUUUGCCAAUAUUCAAUUAAAUUGUAAUCGAAGUUGUCCGUCAUCACCAUCAUCAUCUUCAUCAUCUUCUUCACUUUCCUCUUCCCUAGACUCUUCAUCAUUACCUUCAUCAUCAUCACCAUCCUCACCAUCUUCAUCUUUUUCAUCAUCUUUUGAUGACAACUGGUCUUUGUUACCUCAAUCAUCUUUCUCCCAAUCUUCACCCUUCUCUCUAAGUGAACAGAGCUCUAACAAUAAGCCAAAGAACCAAAGUCCACCGCCCAUCAUAAUACCAACAAUUAAUCCAUACCGAACUAGUAGUCCACAGAUUUCACCUUCACCUCCAUUAUCACCCAAAAUUGAACUCAUCUCAGAAUUUUCACCCUCCCCACCACCAUCACAACCACAGCCCCCAAUUGAUUUUGAUCUAUCAACCCGUUCAAUUUUAGAUAUUGACUCUAAAUAUGAUGAAAAUUCAUCUAGAAUUUAUGAGGAAAAUUUAUACAUACCACCACCAAGUGGAUCAUCUUCCGGUCAACUUUAUUACAGUAAUUUAGAAAAUGAAGGAACAAUUCGUAUUCUUUUAAUUCUUGGAUCAACUCUAAACUCAAUUAUUCUAUUAAUUGCCUUGGUUACCCUUGUCCUUAUUCGUUCACUGCAAACCAAGGAAUCAGCAUUGAUUCGUAAAAAUGUUACAAUCAAUUUAUUACUCGAUCAUCUUGUGUUAUUAUUAAUUCUGGGUACUUACCUUUCACCAAACUAUUUCAAUACAACAUCAAUUUCAUCAUCAUCAUCAUCAUCAUCAUCAUCUAAUUCAUUAACAACCAACACUUCAACCCUUCGUUCAUUAGGUUUUCUUGUUGCCUUAUAUCAUUAUUUUCUUCUUGUUCAUUUUGUUUGGAUUCUUUUUGAUCUUGAUCUUGAGCUUCAUGUACGCCUAUCAAGGAAACAAUUUAUUGAUCCAUCUCUUGUCCUUGGUCCAUCAGGAACCGUUUCUGCCUCUGUGAAUAUCUCAUCAACUGCCACCACCACCACACCAACAACAGCAACAACAGCUUCAAUACUUACCGGUGGCAUAAAUCCAGUUAAAUUGAGACGCUAUCUUUACCUAACAUCAUAUUUGAUACCAUUAAUAGUUAUUUUACUCAUCUCUUGGUCAACAUCAACACAAGCCUUACCAAUGUUUGCCAAUCUUUGCUCACUUGAGGCUCGUUCUCAUCUUGCUUCAUUUGUCAUUGCCUCGUCUAUCAUAUUAACUGGCCUUGGAUUAGUACUUCUUUUAGUUACCUAUUCAAGAAUUGGUUUACAUACAUCUUCUUCAUCAACUGGUCAAUCAUCAUCUUCACCAGUAUCUCCAGGUUCUGUUGGAGGUUUUGUUUAUCCAUCCGGAUUAAUGACCAGUGCAGAUAAAUUUGCAUUAGAUUUAAUGUUAAAUCGGAAGCUAAAAAUUUCAUUAUUUUGUCGUUUCUCACUUAACCUGUUGGCUGCCAUUAAUUGUACUCUAGGCGUUGUUUAUUUAACUUACAGGGUAUCAACCAUUGGAUUCUUAUUUGCCCUUACCAAUGUUUCCCUUGGAUUAUUUGUGUUCUCUUACUAUUGUUUAACCAAAGAGAAUAUUCGUUCCCGUUAUUCUCUAAUAUGCUCUUAUGCAGCAAGACACAUUUUUUGUUUAAAAGGUGAUUCCAAAAGCUAUCUGGAUAAUCCUCAUCCCGUACAUCAUGGGCAUCAUCAUUCUCACCAUCCAAAUGUUGUACAUCACCUUCCUCUUAAUAGUGGCCUUAUUUCUAGGGGAUUCGUUUUCGGAGGUUAUAAUAAGAAUCCAUCUAUUCAAAAUCUUACUGGAAAUCCAGCUCAAUUAUCACAGCCCAUGAUUGGUAAUUCAUCUAGUAUGGGUGGAUUAUCCCGAGAGUUUUCAUCAUCGCGUCAUUAUCUUGCCAGUGACGCUGCCACCACCGAAAGUGGAUCUGAUUAUGGUUGUCGUAGGUUAACACCGGCUGCAGUUGCCGCAGCUGCUGCAGCCGCUGCUGCCGGUAACGGUCCUAAUAUGGCUACACAUGGACCAACACCUAAUCAUUUUUAUCAUUUAUAUAAUCCUAAACAAUCAUGUAAUCCAUACUCUUGUCAUCACAUGAUUGAACAUGUAUAUGAAUGUAUUGAUGAUGAACCUUACGUUGCCAAGGUAAUCCUACCUCCUGGUUCAACCGUUGCCUCAGCCGCUUUAGGUAAUUACAGGUUGCAUUCCAUGGCAGCAGCGGCAGCCGCUGCGGCUGCUGCUGGUGGAGAUCAUGGUCAUCAUCUUCAUCAACUUCACCAUUUCCAGCAAACAUUACCCAAUCACUAUCUUGGUUAUCAUAAUUUAGAGUCACUUCACCUAAGAAAUGGACAAUUUGCCGUUUCAACAGGAGCUCCAACAUCAUCAGGCCUAACGACAACAACCAAUCCAUCUACAACCACACAAGGAACACCAGUAACAUGUUCAAAUGGUUUAAUUGGAAACACAUUACCCGCUAUUGUCAGUGAUAACAGUGGUCGUCGUACAAUAAUUUGCAGUAAAUCUAGUUCAAAUUUAGCCCAUGAAGGUGAUCUAACCAAUGGAUCCAAUAAUAGUACCAACCUUGGAACCUUUAACGGAAACAAUGACAUUAACAAUCACUCUCUUGGUAUUAACAAUGGAGCACCAGUUUUAGCUGUUCUCGGUUCAAAUAACCGAGUAAUUUCAUCAUUUACCAAUUCACAUCUUCAACAGCAACAACAAGGCAUCAACAUUUAAUGAUGGUUAAAAACCUCUGUUGAUUUUUUCAUCAUCAUUAUGAUUUUUUUUUCUCGCUCUCUCUCCCCUGUUUCAAUUUCAACUUCUUCAGGGAAAACCAACCAAACAAUUUGACUGUGAUACAAAUGCCAAAAUUUUUCUUUUCUAAAUAGUUGUAAUUUGCUUUCAGUCCAAACAUAACGGUACAAAUUAAUUUCUCAUCUUUUCCUUGACAAUAAUUUAGUUAUCCACGUCAAUUGUUUUUCUCUGUGAAUUGUUUGUAAUACAAUGGACUCUUAUGAGAAUUUGAUUAAAGAUUAUUGGACCAAUGGA
Molecule: messenger RNA, 3333 nt
Organism: Panonychus citri (citrus red mite)
Lineage: Eukaryota; Metazoa; Arthropoda; Arachnida; Trombidiformes; Tetranychidae
Biological process (GO): cell surface receptor signaling pathway; G protein-coupled receptor signaling pathway
Cellular component (GO): membrane
Molecular function (GO): G protein-coupled receptor activity
Source: RefSeq, a predicted model, not a curated record